AAUCUAUUUCAUCCUGCAACCAAGAGUGUGGUAACAACGACAAUUGUAUCUUAUGCAAAUGGGAGCAGUGCCUCUGGUGCAGACGGGAGUAUUUAUGCUGUUUAUGACGUGCAUUUCAACACAUCACGGACAUCAUUAGAUGUGCUAACAAUGCUUCAAGAAGAGUUGAUACGAAGCAACUAUCUUCUCAAUGCUGAUGGCAAUAAUAAUCUGUACUUAAGCCCAAGACCCCAGGAUGCUGCUGACGUGAAUGCAAUUGACGAAUGUUUGUUGGGAGAGGAUGAUUGUUCAGCUAAUGCAAGGUGUACUGAUCUGAACGAUGCUGGUGGGUUCAGCUGUGCUUGCGAUCCCGAGUAUGAAGACAUCCUUCCUGAGCUACCAGGGAGACUAUGCACCCUAAUUGUCACGAAUGGCACAAAUUCGACCGAUUUUACCACUACACUGCCCAUCACCACUGUCUCACCGUCAUCUUCUGCAUCACUCGAAACUUGGCAGAUUGUAGUAAUUUCGAUCGGGUGUCUAUCUGCAGGUCUUCUUCUUGCACUGUGUUGCUGCUGCCUAUUCUUAAUUCCUUUACGGCGUCGACGUUACAUGAAUCAGAAGCCAGAGGAAUCAAUGAUAUAUAACUACGCAAACCAUCAAAUGAUCGAGCCGGCUGCGUUCUUUGCCCGAAUAUACGAAGGAUCCUUAAAUGAAACAUCAGACUUCCCAAGCGUCCGAACAAGAAGUAGCAGACCAUUUUCAGAAUCCGUGGUUUCUAAUCCUAUAGCUGUAGCUGAACCGUUAUCAUCCCAUGAUCCUCUAGUGUAUGACGUCACUGAGAGGGAUUAUAUCACGGAGAGUGUGCGCCACUAUGCAGUUGAUCCAAGGGAGACGUCCAUAAGGGAAAGUUUUAAGCGGGUUCUAAAUGAUGUUUUAGCGAGGGGCCCUCCGGAUCAGAGAGGCCCGCGUGCCAGGGUUCCCGAUCAUUUAGCGGCAUUCUUGGAGGAAAGUAGAUCAUCACCAAUAAACGAUGGAAUUAUCAACAAUACCUUCGAUGAUGUCGAAUCACCGCCACAGGGUAGAAAACCAAUCACCCCGAAUAUGUUCUUUGCAAGAAUGAUUGAUGGUUCCGAGUCAUAACGGUUGCAGCACGCAUUGAGCUACAUGUAUGUGGAACAUGAUGCGAAGGAAAUGUAUUAUUUAAACAUGUGAAAAUAAAUUGUUCGUUUUAAAAUGGCUGAGUAGAAUGAAGGGAAAAUGUAGCUUCUCGAAUUUUAUCGUAAUAACAACAGAUACCUCAUCUAUCUGAUGUGUUGGAAUAAUGAAAAAUAAAAUCGAUAUUAUAGUACUAGAAACAUGUAAAAUUAUCCUAAAUUCUUAUUUCAUUUUCUUUAAGAUACAUGUAUCAUGUAAGCUGUAUAAAAAUAUGUAUUAUAUAAAUUUCCCUAUUUAUUCGGACUUGAAUUUUUUUGUUUUUGCUUUGUUAUUAAACAAACAGGGUAGUUGCGUCUGUCCUCAAUAGUACGAUUAAUAUUAUGUGAUCUAUGUUAGAAAAAAAGUAUGUAUAUUACUUCUUACGCAGAAUACCGUUUCGUUAAUAUUUUUUUCAUAUCACACUAUGUUUAAAUAUGUCAUAUAUUGCGUUUUCCAUGAAGUUGAAAUAAUAUUGAUCACAUAAAUUACUACGAAUGCGAAAUUGAAGAAAUAAUUAUGCAUGUGGUAUCUAUGAAAACGCAGUAAGUAAAAUGCAAAAUUAAAAGAAACAGCGAGAAUGUAAUGGAGCAGGAUGUUUGUUUUUCUUUUUAAGAAACCUUCUUCGUGUUUAAAUGGGUUUAUUUUGGUUGAUUUUAAAAGCUGCGAAAGUACCUGUCGAAUUCUGUUUCAGUACUAUAGACACGAAAUAUCUUGGCUUUUUCGUAUGCCAACUUUCGACGUAGGGUGUGUGUUUAUAUGCAUCUUUCGAAUCAUCCAACAUGGGCGCGAAUCCUUUUUCGUGUUUAUACAGAUAAUUCAAAUAUAAAAUCUUAUUGGCUGAUACGCCGUGUCUAUGCAUAAUUAAGAAACUGAAGAUGUCCUCUCGCAUCAACCGGAUUUUGCCAGAAUGAGCUCGACGGGUGCAUGUGGAUUCUUUAUAUAAACAUGGAAACAGGCGUGAUAUGAAAGCAGAUGAGGGUAAUUUUGUGCUAUGCUGCGAAAAUUCCUUAUAUCAAAUACCGCUAAUUCAUUGAAUAGUUUUUACUUACGCAUCCUCGGCCAAAACUUCUGAUAAGAUAUAAGGAUGUAGAUUUGUUUCAUACAUCGAUCGAAUUCAGGCACUGUACAGAUACACUGGAUGAAUCCCAUUCACUUAAAUCUUUAUCAUGUUUAUGAUUUUCAAUGUGUCACGGUCUUUGAUUUUAUUAAUAUAUUAUUUGAUCAUCUUUGUUAAAUUUAUGUUAUUUAUCCUAGUCUUUAUAAUUUAAUGUUAUAUUUGGAAUGCCAAUGCCGGUUAGAACGGUAUAACGAAGAUAUAUCCCUAAUCGUUUUCUUACUGAUGCUUAAUGACAACGGCAAAUUGACAGUUCGUAUGACGUCACUAAGCGAAGUUUUCAAAGGUUGUAAUACACUUUAUUUGUUAAAGAGCUAUAUCCAGUAAAUACGU
Lytechinus variegatus (green sea urchin) is the source of this 2623-nucleotide messenger RNA. RefSeq lists its product as uncharacterized. Gene Ontology annotation, molecular function: calcium ion binding. NCBI's taxonomy places the organism in Eukaryota, Metazoa, Echinodermata, Echinoidea, Temnopleuroida, Toxopneustidae. The transcript is spliced from 6 exons. The record is from RefSeq and is a predicted model, not a curated record. Bases 151 to 1122 code for a protein of 323 amino acids.